GGUCAUCAUCACCUCUAUAUCCGGGCUAUUAUUUCUGAAUAAUAUAUAUAUAUAUAUAUAUAUGUGUGUGUGUGUGAUCUUUCUUCCUAGGUUUGUAUUUUCAUGGCAGACCAUGUUGGCCUUUUAACACAAGAAGUUUGAGAAGAGCAGCACUUAGCAAUUACCUCUCCCUUCUCUUCACCGUCAUCAUCUCCUUCGCCAUCUAAAUUCUUCUUCUUUCUUUCCUUCCUGUUGAUUCUUUAACAACAUAGUUUCAACUUGUUCCCAUAACUGUAGUUGCAGAAUCAGCAUCAACUUUUGAUCAAGCUGGUGGGCAGAAGAAGCAUAAACAAAGGAACCGAAAAAGUUGGAUUUAAAUGGCUAGAGAACUCUGUGAAGAUAAAUCAAGGAAUAUUGUUGUCUCAUCAACUGGUUUUUGUUACUCGGAUGUUUCAUCUGGUAACUCAACCACGCAAACACAUAUGGUGAAUCAGAUCCAAGGGUUUGAAUCCAAUCCAGAGAUCUUCAAUUUGACCACAGGUAUGGAGAUGAUAGGGUUUUCCAAGAACCUACAGCAGCAACAAGGUGACACCAAUAUGGCCAUGUGGAAAGGGUUCUUCAAUAAACAUGGAAACAACCCAGCAGGCCCUUCUUCUUCUUCCAAGGAGAUCAAUGAGUCAACUACCGAUUUCUAUCAACAUGAGUUCCACAAACCCGAGUUCACAACUGGGAUAUCUGAAACUAGUGCAGAGAAUCUAAUAGUUGGACCAGAGUCGGCUCCUUGGCAAGAAAACAAGUUGCUUGUUGAUGAUUCUUCUUUGAGGUGUGUGUUUCCUUCACAGAGGCCAAGUCAAGGUCUUUCACUCUCACUUUCGUCGAGUAAUCCUACUAGUAUCGGGUUGCAGUCUUUUGAGCUUAGACAAACCAGCCACGGUAAUCAUCAAGACCAGGCAGAUGACAUGAGGUUUAUCGGUUCUAGUUCCAGAGAUGGUUUCUUUGAAAAGCCUGCCAAUUUACAUCAUCAAGGGCAGUUCCAGCUGAGGAGCUCUAAGUACUUGGAUCCUGCUAAGGAACUUUUGAAUGAAUUUUGCAGCUUGGGAAUAAAGCAGUUUGAUGCAUCGAAGCAAAAGCAGACCCUUAAGAGCAAACAGUGCGAUAAUGAUGAUGAUGGAGCUAGCUCUUCGAGGAAGCAAUCCCUAUAUUCCCUUGACUUCUCGGAGUUACAGAGAAGGAAAACCAAGUUGCUUUCAAUGCUUGAAGAGGUGGAUAGAAGAUACAAGGUCUACUGUGGUCAAAUGAAAGCCGUCAUAUCUCCUUUCGAAGUAGUAGCGGGCACCGAGGCUGCAUCGGUGUAUUCAGCGUUAGCCUCCAAAGCCAUGUCGAGACAUUUUAGAUGCUUAAGAGAUGGGAUUGUGAGUCAGAUUCAGGCCACAAGGAAGGCCAUGGGAGAAAAAGACCCGGUUGCACCAGGCACGACAAAAGGCGAAACGCCGAGGCUAAGGGUCCUGGAUCAAGCUUUGAGGCAACAAAGGGCAUUUCAACAGAUGAGCAUGGAGAGUCACCCUUGGAGACCCCAAAGAGGCCUACCGGAAAGAUCUGUUUCCGUUCUUCGAGCUUGGUUGUUCGAGCAUUUCCUUCACCCGUAUCCAAGCGAUGUCGAUAAACAUAUCUUAGCCCGCCAAACCGGCCUCUCAAGAAGCCAGGUAUCCAAUUGGUUCAUCAAUGCUAGAGUGAGACUAUGGAAACCAAUGGUGGAAGAAAUGUACUUGGAAGAAACAAAGGAGCAUGAGAACUCCUCAUAUAAUGGAGUUCCCGAUGGUGAUAAUAACAAUGGAAAUGGCCGGUUAAAUAUUCCAUUCGCCGACAAGAAACCCAUCCCGGACCAGCUCAUUCGUGUUGACUCGGAAUGUCUGUCUUCCAUUAUCACUAACCCUGAUAAAAACGAUCCGAAAAGUGCCAAAACCCUUGACAACCAGCACUUGCAUCAUCAACAACAACAAAGUUUUGGAACCUAUGGUGCCAUGGAGUUGGACUUCGCUUCCUACGGUCACACUGCAGGCGGAGUACCGUUUCACAAUGCUAAUCAAAGUUUCAACGGCGGCGGCAGCCGCGGAGCUGUGUCGUUGACGUUAGGGUUGCAACAACAUGGUGGGAGUGGGGUGAGCUUAGCCUUCCCGCCCGCAUCACAAACUUCACUUUUUUACCCUAGAGACCAAAUGGAAGACUGCCAACCGGUUCAGUACUCGCUUUUAGACGGCGAGGGACAGCAUUUGCCUUACAGGAACUUGAUGGGGGCACAAUUGCUUCAUGAUUUGGCGGGAUAGCAACCACGGUGACAAUAAGAACAAAGCUCAAAUUCGAUAAGAUUGUUGGUGGGG
Messenger RNA from Hibiscus syriacus, 2357 nucleotides. Its product is annotated as homeobox protein BEL1 homolog. Bases 357 to 2303 code for a protein of 648 amino acids. The record is from RefSeq and is a predicted model, not a curated record. The transcript is spliced from 5 exons. Gene Ontology annotation, biological process: regulation of transcription by RNA polymerase II. NCBI's taxonomy places the organism in Eukaryota, Viridiplantae, Streptophyta, Magnoliopsida, Malvales, Malvaceae. Gene Ontology annotation, molecular function: RNA polymerase II cis-regulatory region sequence-specific DNA binding; DNA-binding transcription factor activity, RNA polymerase II-specific.